AUGACUUCAUCCCCGGGGAGGGCGCCUCCCCGCCCUGCAGCUGAUUUCCGACCAGCUGGUUUGCCAGAGAGAAGUUUUCCUCGGUCUCCUCCUUUCCCACUGGUUGGCGUCACGAGUCACUUCGAAAAAAGAUGCGAUUAAUCUGUUCCCCCCUUUCCUCCAGGGAAGAGCCUUUCCCAGACGCCGUGUGUUCGCGCGAUCAGACUUGAAUACAGCCAAAAGGUUCCUGUUUAAUAGUCGCCAUUGAGGAGUAAAGGGAGCUCCGCCCGGCUGGGCUUAGGCUACGUGGGCAGGGACAGUUCGCCCAAGUGCUGCCUAGCGCUUCGGGGAGAAACGAGCGCGAGGCAGAGUAUGGUCUGGUGCACAUUUGGGUGUGUGCGCGGAGUGUGUGCGUGCAGCGGUGUGCGCGCGCGAGUACACAGGCGAGAGUGCUGGGGAGGCUACCGCAGAGGCUCCUUGGUGGAAAGGCUCCGGCUUGUUCAGAAGCCAGCUUGGAGCUUCCCCUUUGCUGGUUCCACGAGGACACCUGGCUCUUCGGCAACUGUCCGUACAUCUCCGUCCCCCGCCGCCCCUACUUCCUUAGGUGGUGGACCUCCGGGCCCCGCACAGAGCCCGGUGCAGCGAGCCAACCUCCAAGCCCCCGGGGCCCCGCGCAGGUGGAGGUGUGGAAGAUGACACACGGCACAGGGGCCGUUUUCUCUGCCUGCACACUAGCGGGUGAGCACGUAUGACACAAGUCUGAGGUUUGUGUCUGCUACCCCAGAGUCAAGAAAUUACCUCCUUGGAAGGCAACAGUACUAUGCAUGUUAUGAAUUGUGUCUCCUUGGUCGGUGAUAAAGAAAAUGGGACUACUGCCACAGCAGCUGGAUUCAUGAUUGAGCAGACGCCACCCCCCACUCCUCCUCCUCCACCACCCCCUCCGCCUCCACCAUGCCCAUCAUAUUCAGCGGAAGGGUUUUCUCCCUCCCCACCUCCCCCUCCCCCACAUCCACUCCCCGAGGGGCCUCUGGUCCCUCCUCCGCCUCCAGGACUGCCCCCCACUUCUCACGUGAAUGGCUACAGCCACAUCGGGAAGAAAAAGCGGAUGAGAAGCUUCUUUUGGAAAACCAUUCCGGAGGAGCAAGUGCGCGGCAAAACCAACAUCUGGACCUUGGCGACCAAGCAGCAGCAUCAGUACCAGAUCGAUGCGAAGACCGUUGAGGAGCUCUUCGGGCAGCAGGAGGAUGCCACCAAGCCUUCCGUUUUCCGGAGGGGAGGACCCUUGAAUUCGUCCUUCAGGGAAGCGAGAGAGGAGAUUACUGUCUUGGAUGCAAAACGGAGCAUGAACAUUGGGAUAUUUCUUAAGCAAUUUAAGAAGUCUCCUCAGUCCAUUGUAGAAGAUAUCCAUCAAGGAAAGAGUGAGCAUUAUGGAUCAGAGACAUUGCGAGAAUUUCUUAAACUUUUGCCAGAGUCAGAGGAGGUACAGAAAUUAAAAACAUUUAGUGGUGAUGUGUCCAAGCUGUCACUGGCGGACUCCUUUCUGCACUGCUUAAUUCAGGUGCCAAACUAUUCGCUUCGGAUUGAAGCCAUGGUGCUAAAAAAAGAGUUUUUACCCUCUUGUUCGUCUCUGUACAAGGAUAUAACAGUUCUAAGAACUGCUAUAAAAGAGCUAAUGUCUUGUGAGGAGCUGCAUUCCAUAUUACACUUGGUGCUACAGGCGGGAAAUAUCAUGAAUGCAGGAGGAUAUGCUGGCAACGCAGUAGGAUUUAAACUGUCUUCUUUGCUCAAAUUGGCUGACACAAAGGCCAACAAACCUGGCAUGAACCUUCUGCACUUCGUUGCACAGGAAGCCCAAAAGAAUGAUGAUGGUCUUCUCCACUUUUCUGAAAAAUUACAUCAUGUUCAGGAGGCUGCUAGAUUAUCUCUGGAUAACACGGAGGCAGAGCUGCAAUCGCUCUUUGUCAGGACGAGAUCUCUGAAGGAAAACAUCCGGCGGGACGACGAACUCUGUCAGCAGAUGCAAGAUUUCCUUCAGUUCUCUCUGGAAAAGCUGUCCGAGCUGGGACGCUGCAAACAAGAGCUCCAGGAGGAGGCCCACACCCUCAUAGACUUUUUCUGCGAAGACAAAGAAACCAUGAAACUGGAUGAAUGCCUUCAGAUAUUUCGAGACUUUUGUAUCAGAUUCAGCAAAGCGGUCAAGGACAACCACAACCGGCAGGUGCAGGAGCUGAGGCAGCUGCGGCGGAAGGAGCAGGAGCAGAAGCGGCGUUCCUGGGCGGCUGGGGAGCUCAUGGGAUUCAGCCGGAGCAGCAGCGAGAAUGACGUGGAGCUGCUGUUCAAGAAGGAUGCAGAGGACCUGCCCUCCUUCCUGCACCGCAGGCCUGUCAGCCCCUCCCACCGGCCCUCCAGCACCCGCCGCUCCCGCCUCUCCCUGGGCACCACCGCUGACCGGGAGCUGCUGACGUUCCUGGAGAGCUCUGUGGGCAGCCCCGAGGACCCCAACAAGUUCAAUAGCUUGCCCUGGAACAGCCCCCGGCAGGCCCGGCCCACGGUGGCCUGGAUGGAGUCUAGGGAUCCAAGGGACCAGGACUCCAAAUGCACACACAGGCCUCCGGCCUCGGAGGGCCGGGCAGGAGCCCCUGACCCACCCUCAGCUGUGUGUGGCCAGCUCCUCGUCCCCCAGGUUGAGGAGCCUGCUCCGGUUUUGCUUCGACCUCGGCGCAGCAGACUCAGCGUGCCCCAAAAGAGGAACAGUGAGCCUGUGGGCCUGGCGUCUCUCUGGUCCCCUCCACUGUCGCCUCUGACUCUGGAAAUUAAGGAGCAUGAGCUGGUGACUGGGCUGGCCCAGUUUGAGGUUCAGGUUCCCAAGGACCCAGAGGAGACACCCCAGCAGAACCUGUCCGACUUCAGCCCAGUGGAACCGGUGUCUUCAGAGGAUGGGGCCCUGCAGCCCCUCGACACCGGUGCUGGGGCUGGCGCUGGUGACGGCAGCCUGAUGUUUGCGGACGCGGGGGCCCAGGGUGGUCUCAGUCCAGCCCUGGAGGGUGACGGGCCUGUCCCUGAGGAGCCCAGCAUCAAUCCAGAGAACAAAGACCCUGGGCCUCUGUCCUGCAUCUCUGAUAUCACCGAUUGCUCGCUGACCUUGGACUGCUCGGAGGAAACCAACUCCAGACCCGGCGGUGGGGAGGCAGGGGAGAGGGGCGAGGAGGAUGGCUCUGUGUCCUCCGGGGUAGGGGAGACAAGUGGUAGCCAAGUGUCCUCUAACCCCGUCUCCAGCCCCCCUGAGGAGACCCCUGCUCUCGCCUCUGCUAAGAGUGGGCCCGGUGGCAAGGGUGGUCUUUCCAGAGACAGAUCCUAUAAAGGGAAGGAUGGGGUGGCAAUAAAGAGGAACUCCCUCAAAGAGGCGUCCCAGGGAGCGCCCAAGCCCGGGACUGCCCCACGAGGCCAGGGGGCGGUGCCCAAGCCCGUGCGCACCCUGACGUCCUCGGAGAGUGAGAGCAUGCGCAAAGUCGUGCACAUCUCCAAGGCCAGCAGGGGCUCCUCGGGCUGGAAGCAGCCCCCUCGGGAGCCGCCCAGCAGCAGCGGCACAGACGCGCCGUGGUCCCGCCGGAACUCUGUGAAGGGUACCUCGGACACGUCGCCCAAGAGGUCCUCGAAGGGGCCUGGGGAGGUGACCGAGGAGCAGAAGCCGCUGCCGCGAGCGAGGCUGGGCUCCGGCAGCACCCGGCCGGGGAAGGAGCCCACCCCGCAGCCCAGGGGCUCCCUCAAGAAGCCCAGCGCCAAGCCCCUCCGGAACGUCCCCCGGCAGAAGUCCGAAGAAAACAAGAUCUGCCGCUCCAGCUCCCCGGGCCCCGAGAGCCCGGAAGAAGAGCCCAAGCCCCCUCUGCCCACGCCUGGCGCGCCCCACGUGCCGAGCUUUGCCCGAAACACAGUGGCCUCCUCGUCUCGGUGCAUAAAAACAGACUCCCUCCCUGUGAACAAGGCCCCCGGCCUCACUCGGGCAGUGUCGCACCGGCAGCUGAGGGUGAAGAGCGGCUCCGACGACGCGGGCUCCAAGGAGAGUGGCACCUUGCGGCGAGCCAGCAGCACCCGGGCCAGCAGCACCCGGGCCUCCAGGAAGUGCCCCGAGUCUCCCGAGGGUCCCAGUGCCAACACCGAGUCCCCUCUGAAGGGCAGAGGGGCUGGGGAGAGGGCCUCCUUCAGACAGAAAGACUCCAGCCGGACCACACUGGGGAAAAUCCUCAAUCCCUUGUGGAAGUGACACGUGCCUGCGCCCUCUCCUCUCGGGGUGUCCACGAGGACUGGCUGCUGUGGGAGGCCAGCACCCCAUGCCUCCGUUCCACAGCGCGUGAAUCACUGGUGCCACCUGCUAACGCUCAUGUCGUUGGCCAUACCACCUUCCAGUGGACUGCAGCCUGCUGUCAAGUCCCCGGUCUCGGUGCCCCGUCUUGGAACGCCUUCCUCCGCACACACGCCUCAGGCUGUGCACGCGCACCCUCUCCCCCAGACAAAGGCCCCGUGAAAGACUGGGGCGUGUAAGGUGACAUUCUUAUGUAAUGAGCAAAAAAGGAAUUUUGGCCAGUUUUUAUAGAUCAAAGGCUUAUUUUUUAAUAUAAAAAUUCAGUGUUUUAGUUGGUUCCUUUUGCAGAGCGAAUGCCUCCUGGAGGGGAAGAAGGCAGAAGAGAGACCCCUUUGUAUGAAGAUGUUUUUAUCUUCCUGUGCACCCCGGCCUCAGGGUUCCACCUGCCCACCCGCCGUCCAUUGCUGGCAACUGGACUUCCCCACAAGCCCUUGGUGUUCUGGGGUUGGCACCACGUCCUGGAAGACUCUGCCUUGCUCACCUCUGCCUGCGUGACUCUGGGUGAGGGUUUGUGUGUGAGCGGGAGGGAAAGUGAGACCUCUGGACAGAGCCUGGUGCUCCUGCGAGCCCCGGGGGCUGUGGGACGUGCACUCAAGGGCCCACAUGGCUGCAGGGCCAGCCUUCCUGCAGGCAGGUGGCAGCCCCGGGGAGAAUGCCGGACCUUUCAGAAUUGAGAAGACAUCGAGGGCUGUUCAGCCGGUCACACCUUUCCCGUUCCUUGUUUUCCUGUCCGUGUAUUAUCUGUUGUACAACCGAUGAAAGCUGCUAUGACUUGUGGUCGCUGCAGGUGCAGGUGAGGAUGAACCUGCCUGUCUCCCAGUCCUCUUCGCCGGCUCCCGGCCGUUCCCCCUUUUUGGACAUGACCUGGAUGCUGGGGGCUCUCCGUCUGUCUGAACCGCGAUCCUUUUAAAUGUGGGCAUCUGUUCUUUGGUGCAGUGGUUUUGAAAUCUGGAGAAAAACCAAAUCAAGUUUUUAAAAACAGACUAGAAAAAUGAAAUUACUUUCAGAAGAAUUUAUAUCAUCAGGAAAAAUGAGGCUUAGGGAAAAAGGCCUCGUUCAAAAGAAAGGGGGAAAUGUGUACUUUUUCUACCCAGGGCCCACUUCACAACUUCUCCCUGAGACUAGUAGGGAAGUGGGGGGGGGGGGGGAGUGACUGGAGCUUUUUGGGUUUCUACUCUUGGUCACUUGUUAGUGUAAACCGCAUUUCAGAUCCAACGGUGGUAGGUGGGUUUGGGCAUAUUACACUCUUUCCUGUACGACUUUGCCUUCCAACCAAAUUAACUGGAAACUCAACUUGGGCGAGUCAGCUAAACUGAAAGGGUAAACUUUAUGGUUGAAGAAGAAGGCACCUGACCACACAGCCUCUUGUAAAAAUAGCCCCAGUGGGUGUUUCCAGGGCUCUGCCGAGAUGGGUGAUGGGAACCCCGGGCUGUGUUCCACCAUGCAGGCGCCAGCAUCCAGAACAUAGGGCCCAUGGGGGGAUGGGGGAUGGAUAGAAGAGAGAAAAAGCUCGUGGCUCUGUGGGUAAUGAGAGUCAGGACUCCUAGGUGAGACCCAAAGGGCCAGGAUUCGAGUCCCUGUUCCACCGCUGAUACUAUGUGACUUGGGCAGGCCACUCCCUCUCUCUGAGCCUGUUGCCCCGCCUGCAGAGGUCCGGGCAUGGGCUCCUGACGGGUCUCCAGGGGUCCUAGCUCCAACAGUCCGAGUCAUCGUAAACAACCAAGCACCCCUCCCUGCCCUCAGAAGCAGCCCCCAGCACCUCCACAGCAGGGGACUCGCUCAAGGCCUGGUCAGAAGAAAGCACCUCCAGAACAAGUUGUUGCUCUGAAAUCUAAUAACCUGGGAAGUGGUGUUUUGUUUUGCUUAGCCCUGUGGACAACUUCUGUAUUUGCAUCUGUGCGAGCAGGUGAUCAUUCUAUUACCUUUUAUCGGUAGUAAGCUUGGAAAAAUAAUUUAAGUAUAUACUGGAGAAAUGUAAAUAAGUUUCUAUAUAAAAUUGUUUAAGAUGAACUGAAUGUAUUUAAAGGUCCAUUUAUACGUUCUUUUACGUAACACGUAGUUGAAUAAAGCUCCUGUUUAUGGGA
This is a messenger RNA of Phyllostomus discolor (pale spear-nosed bat), 6423 nucleotides long. RefSeq names its product FH2 domain containing 1 (gene FHDC1). The transcript is spliced from 12 exons. Gene Ontology annotation, molecular function: microtubule binding; actin binding. Lineage: Eukaryota; Metazoa; Chordata; Mammalia; Chiroptera; Phyllostomidae. Gene Ontology annotation, cellular component: cytoplasm; actin filament. The coding region runs from base 800 to 4240 and encodes 1146 amino acids. Gene Ontology annotation, biological process: actin filament polymerization. The record is from RefSeq and is a predicted model, not a curated record.